This is a messenger RNA of Symphalangus syndactylus (siamang), 3748 nucleotides long. RefSeq names its product zinc finger protein 506 (gene ZNF506). Lineage: Eukaryota; Metazoa; Chordata; Mammalia; Primates; Hylobatidae. The record is from RefSeq and is a predicted model, not a curated record. Gene Ontology annotation, cellular component: nucleoplasm. Gene Ontology annotation, molecular function: RNA polymerase II cis-regulatory region sequence-specific DNA binding; DNA-binding transcription repressor activity, RNA polymerase II-specific. Gene Ontology annotation, biological process: regulation of immune system process; negative regulation of transcription by RNA polymerase II; regulation of cytokine production.
UUGGCGGGCCCAUUGUCUCUUGCUGACGCAAGAGCUCUCGUCUUCACUGCUCUGUGUCGUCUGCUCCUAGAGGCCCAGCGUCUGUGGCCCUGUGACCUGCAGGUAUUGGGAGAGCCACAGCUAAGACGUCGGGACCCCCUGGAAGCCUAGAAAUGGUAAGCUUAGGAGAAACAAAACUGGAAGUACCCCAGUGGCAUAGAGAACAGAAUUCUACAUAGUGUCUUCACCCUGCCCCAGACCUAUUCAGAUUCACCCUUUUUGGAGACUAUUUAGUUCUGACCCUACCUUGGAGUCUUGCCUCACAGAACCGAUUAGAAGAGAUCAGAGUUUUGGCUGGUGAAUCCUGCUGCGUUUCUAGAGCCGGUGCUCACAAUUUCCUGAAACCCAAAAGCAUAUAAAUGGGAAAAAUAAAGUAUGUAUUUUAGGGUCUUAGUUUUUAAAUGUAUUAAAACCAGUGCUUGCAGAGACAUUCUAAUUAGCAAUUUGUUUUCUAUUCCUGCAGAUCCAGUAGUUGCUCCAUAAGUCACAAAAAAGUAAAUAUAAACAGAAUAAAAUUUUCUCUAUACUACGUUAAACUCUUCUUUCUAUAUCUCUUCCAUUUGUCUAUAUUUAGCUUUUAUUCUAUACAAUUUUUUUAAAAAUUUUGAUGACCGAGAAAUAGAAGAAAUAAAAAUGCUGGGACCUUUAACUACGUCCUCGAAAUUAUUAAACCCUUAGUGCCAGCUCCCAGGGUGUUAUGAGAAUACCCAGCACAGUGCUCUGUAUCGUACUCUUGAGCACAUAGUACCUGCUUAAUAAACAUUGCAUUAGUAAAUGUGUACAUGUUGCUUUUUAAAUCAAGACUUAUUCAGACAUUGCUGCCUUCUGUUUUGUCUGUAAAGAGCCAGCAAAGAAUAUAAAACUUUAGGAUGGAGAUGGGUUGUCCUUAUUUGUACCAGAAGUAUUUGGUUGUGACAAGAGGGCUGAGUGUAAGGGACCCUGUGUUGUUCCUGCUUCUCUAACUAAUGCUAAUAAUGAGCUAAGGGGGAGCAACAUCCGCAUUGACAGGGAACUUGUUUAAAACACCCAUUCAUGGACCCUUUUCAAACCUGCAAAAUCACAUUACAUAAAGUGGGGCCAAAAUUACCAAGUGAUUUAUAAGCUCAUUAAAGCUUGAGAGGCAAUGCUUAGCUUAGUGGUUAUCAGCCCAGGCUUCUCAUGAGGAUCACGUGGCCAAUUUGCAGAAAUCUCUUGUGCCCUCCCCACAGUUUCUGUUUAUUGUUGUGGGUGGAAGCAUCCGUGUUGUUUUAAUGAAGGGCCUCGUAUGACUCUAAAGUGAGGCCAGAAUGAGGUAUGAGGGCUUCAAAAUACAUUCAUGAGAGUUAAGUUCCACAUUUGCACUAAAGGGUGGUCACAGGGCCUGUUCUAUUUGGGUUUGGUAGGGACAAGUCAGUGUGGCACAUAUUUGCAUUACUGUAGCAGAAAUUGCUGGUGUCUGUAGCAGGGGAGGGCACCUGGGGACCCGAAAGGAGAAACAUUUUUAUUUUCAUGGAGCAGCUCAUUGUUCCUGAAUCUCUUCUGUUUUAAAGGACAGAAAUGGGUUAACUUUUUCUUUUUCUGCCAAUUGAUGUCAUGCUAGCAGGUAAACAUGUAAUACUGACACCUUUAAAGACAUAUUCUGAAGAUGCAGGUGUAAUUUAUCCAGAGAGUCUCAUCUGAGAAUGAAUUCCAGAGGAGGAGGAGGAAGAAAAAAAUAGCUUUUCUUCAGGGACCAUUGCAAUUUAGAGAUGUGGCCAUAGAAUUCUCUCUGGAGGAGUGGCAUUGCCUGGACACUGCACAGCGGGAUUUAUAUAGGGAUGUGAUGUUAGAGAACUACAGAAACCUGGUCUUCCUUGGUAUUGUUGUCUCUAAACCAGACCUGAUCACCUGUCUGGAGCAAGGAAAAAAACCUUUAACUAUGAAGAGGCAUGAGAUGAUUGCCAAACCCCCAGUUAUGUGUUCUCAUUUUGCCCAAGACCUUUGGUCAGAGCAGAGCAUAAAAGAUUCUUUCCAAAAAGUGAUACUAAGAAGAUAUGAAAAAUGCAGACAUGACAAUUUACAUUUAAAAAAAGGCUGUGAAAGUGUAGAUGAGUGUCCAGUGCACAAAAGAAGUUACAAUGGACUAAAACAAUGUUUGACAACUACCCAGAGAAAAAUAUUUCAGUGUGAUGAAUAUGUGAAAUUCUUGCAUAAAUUUUCAAAUUCAAAUAAACAUAAGAUAAGAGAUACUGGAAAAAAACCUUUUAAAUGUAUAGAAUAUGGGAAAACUUUUAACCGGUCUUCAACCCAUACUACAUAUAAGAAAAUUGACGCUGGAGAGAAACGCUACAAAUGUGAAGAAUGUGGUAAAGCCUAUAAGCAGUCCUCACACCUUACUACACAUAAGAAAAUUCAUACUGGAGAGAAACCCUACAAAUGUGAAGAAUGUGGCAAAGCCUAUAAGCAGUCCUGUAACCUUACUACACAUAAGAUAAUUCAUACUGGAGAGAAACCCUACAGAUGCAGAGAAUGUGGCAAAGCUUUUAACCACCCCGCAACCCUUUUUUCACAUAAGAAAAUUCAUACUGGAGAGAAACCAUACAAGUGUGAUAAAUGUGGCAAAGCCUUUAUUUCAUCUUCAACCCUUACUAAACAUGAGAUAAUUCAUACUGGAGAGAAACCCUACAAAUGUGAGGAAUGUGGCAAAGCUUUUAACCGUUCCUCAAACCUUACUAAACAUAAGAGAAUUCAUACUGGAGAUGUACCCUACAAAUGUGAUGAAUGUGGCAAAACCUUUACCUGGUACUCAAGCCUCUCUAAACAUAAGAGAGCUCAUACUGGAGAGAAACCCUACAAGUGUGAAGAAUGUGGCAAAGCCUUUACUGCAUUCUCAACUCUAACUGAACAUAAGAUAAUUCAUACUGGAGAGAAACCUUACAAAUGUGAAGAAUGUGGCAAAGCUUUUAACUGGUCCUCAGCCCUUAAUAAACAUAAGAAAAUUCAUAUUAGACAGAAACCCUACAUAGUGAAGAAUGUGGAAAAUCUUUUAAAUGUUCCUCAACCCUUAAUAAGCAUAAGAUAAUUCAUACUGGAGAGAAACCGUAUGAAUGUGAUGAAUGUGGGAAAGCCUUUAACCAGCCCUGGACUCUGACUAAAUAUGAGAAUUUAUAUGGAACGUAAACCCUACAAAUAUAAGGAAUGUGACAAAGCUUUUUAAGAAAGUUCUCAACCCUUAUUACACAUAAUUUAUACUGGACAGAAACCCUACAAGUGUGAAGAAUGUGGCAAAGCCUAUAACAACUUGUCAAUUCUUUUUGUUUUUUGAGAUGGAUUUUCACUCUUGUCACCCAGGCUGGAGUGCGAUGGCACGAUCUCGGCUCACUGCAACUUCUGCCUCCUGGUAUCAAGCCAUUCUCCUGCCUCAGCCUCCCGAGUAGCUGGGAUUACUGGUGCCCACCACCAUGCCCAGCUAAUUUUUGUAUUUUUAGUAGAGAUGGGGUUUCAUCAUGUUUGCCAGACUGGUCUCGAACUCCUGACCUCAGAUGGUCCACCCACCUUGGCCUCCUGAAGUGCUGGGAUGACAGGCAUGAGCCACCACGCCCAGCCACAAGUUCUCAAUUCUUAAGGGACAUGGCGAUAAUCCAUACUGAAGAGGAACUCUACAAACCUGAAAGAUGCAACAGUGCUUUUACCACCACCUCCAACUUUUGUAUACAUAAAAAUAAAUUAUACUAGUGUGAGACCUUAGAAA